AUGUGUUAAAGUAGUCUUCCUGUUUUUUUGUGACUUCUCAGAUGAAUUGUGAUAAAACUAAUUUAAUAUUUAUGAAAUCUUCCUAAGAAAACAAGUUCAGAAUCUAAAGUUCAUAAAAUCUUCCGAUAUUGUACCACUUAAACAUGAAAUCCCCUAUUAUUUCUGCUUUAGGGCACGUAAAACCUAACAUCUAAUUUUAAUUUUUUUUUUCGUCAAACAUCUACUUGAUCGCUUUCUAACCCAUUUGUCUCCAAAGUUUUAUAGUGUUAUGAUUUAAUGAAUAUAGAUUUGAUUAAGCAAAUUUCUGAGUGAGCAUGUGAGUGCAAUUGGUUCCGUGUAUUAUUUGUUUGGUCCUGACUGUAGAUUUGAUAAAAUAAGAUCGCAGCAAGCAUGUGAAGUGGUAUGUUUCCCAUGACUUUUUUAAACAAAAUAUUCGGAAUGUCUACCAAAUCCAGUAUUCAAUCAUUUGUAAAGUUUCAAAUAAUCGUUCCGCUGGAUAAAAGUACUAAAAACCAUUAACUUGAAAUUUGCACCCAUGACAAGAAAUUAAAACUACACCUCGCUUGAGUUUCUCGAAGCUCCAUGAUCCAUCAAGCUUUGGUUUUAGGAACACAUGAUUUACGUGUGAUGAUGUGGUUAGGUUAGGUAGGUAAGGUAAUAGUACUACAAAAAAAAGUACGAUUUAAAGAUUUCCAUAAAAUAUUUUAAUAACAGAGGCUGGACGGCGCUAAGCAUUGGGUAAUGGGUUAAAAGUUAGUAGUGAAUAUUAUAAGUUAGUCCCGUCAAGGGCCUUGUAAAGGGCUUCGGCCCAUUAAAAGUUAGUAGUGAAUAUUAUAAGUUAGUGCCGUCAAGGGCCUUGUAAAGGGCUUCGGCCCAUUACAUGAAUUAUUAUUUAGGCGUUAAUGUCAGUUUUUUCCUGCUAUUCUUAUGGGGUUUUAGAAUUCGUCUUCCUUCCUCUAUUCUGUUAGCCCUUGAGUUUUGUAUUUUGUUUUGAUUCCAUAAAAAAAACAAAAAUAUAAAAAUAGGAGAGUUAGUUCAUUUUUUUUUCUUUCUGGAAUUGUUGCCUAGAUAACAAGUUACUUGUUGUAUACGUAAUCGAAAAUGACUCUAACCUUCAAGACCUCUUCUCCUAGCUCGAACCGAUCAACACCGAAAAACUCCCCCGGAGAUGAUGAUUCUCACUUCCUUCACUACAGAAGCUAUCGAGCACACACGACCACACUCUUCUUCGUCCUCGUCUCUCUCUCCCUCUUCGUCAUCUUCUCUCUCUACUCUUCCCCAAACGCAAUCUACUUCGCCACGACACGCCAGGCUAAACCAGGGACCGUCACCUACGUGAUCAACGUCCGAGACUCGAGCCAUAUCCGCAGGAUCAAAGCAGAGGGCGUCCUCUGGCCAGGAUGGGAGGUUAUGAUGAUCGUUUCACCUAAGGAGAACGUCAUGCCGCGGGAGAACAACUACACGUGUUUUUACCCUAACGGCGAGAAAUUAACGGCGAAGUUCGCCGUUACUCUCCCGUUCACGAACCGUACCACGUUCAAAUGCAAACUCCCCGGAAUAUACCGCCACCACCACCCUAUCCCGACUCCGAUCCUCGCCUCCUCGAGGUCCUUCGAGCUUUCGCCGGAGACGCGGUGGCCUGACCUCCCUCUGUGGAACUUCGUGGUGUUCGACACAAUCUCCACGGAGCACGACGUCGUUUUAUUCGUCAAGGGGCCGAACCGAGGGCUGGGGUCGAACAAACCGCCGGGGACGUUUCGGUGCGUGUUCGGCGAGGAGUCUGACUCCGCCGUUAAAACCACCGUGACUAGCUCCGUGCAAGAGGUUUUCCGAUGUCCGUUUCCUAACGUGACGAUGGAUUAUCCGGUGAAAAUAUACCUAGAGAGGGUGGCGACGGAGAAGGAGGCGAUGAAAGUGGUUCCGUCUGUGGCGUAUUUUAGCCCCAAGCGUAGGUUAGUGGAGACACGUGAGAGGGCACUACUGUGCGCGACGACGAUGGUGUACAAUGUAGCCAAGUAUCUGAGAGAGUGGGUGAUGUAUCAUGCAACGAUAGGAAUACAAAGGUUCAUUAUAUAUGAUAAUGGUAGCGAUGAUGAGCUAAACGACGUCGUUGAGGGGUUGAAGAGCGAAAGAUACGACGUGAUGAAAGUGUUAUGGAUAUGGCCCAAGACGCAGGAGGCUGGGUUCUCCCACGCGGCGGUUUACGGUAACGAUUCGUGCACUUGGAUGAUGUAUGUCGAUGUCGAUGAGUUUCUAUUCUCUCCGGUUUGGAGUAACCAGUCUAAACCGUCGGAUCAGAUGAUUAGAUCUCUUCUGCCGUCGGAUGAAAGCAUGAUUGGACAAGUGUCGUUUAAGUCACUCGAGUUUGGGCCUUCGAAUCAGACAAGGCAUCCAGCUGGCGGUGUGACGCAAGGGUACACGUGUCGCCGGGAGGAAGAGCAGCGGCACAAGUCGAUCGUGUUGCUGAGCGCCGUCGAGCAUUCGCUGUACACGGCGAUCCACCACUUUAGUCUGAAGGGAGAGUACGAGUGGCGAGUGGCGGACAAGGAGGAAGGAGUGGUGAAUCAUUACAAGUACCAAGCGUGGCGGGAGUUUAAGGCUAAGUUUAAACGGCGUGUUUCGGCCUAUGUUGUGGAUUGGACUAGAGUUUCAAAUCCUACGUCGAGAGAUCGGACUCCUGGAUUGGGCUUUAAACCCAUUGAGCCAGAAGGAUGGGCCCAAAAGUUCUGUGAAGUCAUGGACAUGAGAUUGAAGAGGUUAACCAGAAAAUGGUUUGGACACCCAGAGAAAAACGGGUAUAGAAUGGCUUGGCAAAGAUGAAAAUGGUUGUUAAUUGUAUUAAUAGAAUAGUUGUUUGGUGACAAUUUUUUGUUUAUUUAAAAAAAAAAAAACAGAACUGAAACUUUGAGUUUAGAAAUUCUGAAGCUGAACUACUUCACAAUCUCAUUCGACAUUUUUUUCAAAAAUAUGAUUGUGCCAUAUAUACUUUUCAGUGUUUAGAAUAAUAUAAUGUACAGUAAUGUUUACAGUACUAACCAAAAAGUCAUAGAAAUAAAUCAGCAAUUAGAUUCAUUAUCUAACUUGAUUUUGAAAUGUCCAUUUAUAGUCAGAUUUUACUUUGCAGCAUUUAAACUAUUUAACACUUGCCUAAAAAAGUGAGUAAGCCUGUUUAGGACAUGAAUCUAUAAUUUUAGACUUUUUAGAAGAGAAUAUAAAUUCCUAGUUAAAGAAAUAAAAGCUAUGAUUUGUGUUUAUUGGGUCUAAUUGGUAAUGUCUGUAGCUUUAAAAUUUUUGCUGUAGAAAAAAUCUGUAGAUUUUUUGUUGUGGCCAGUGGCAGAGGCAAGAAAGAAAUUUAGGAGGCUCAAUCCAUAAUUAAUAUACAUUAUAAGUUCAAUUAACAAAAUUUUAUAGGGGUCAAUUAGCAAUUUUUUGCAAUAUUUUCUAGCUUUUUACAUAAAUAUACAUGUAAUUUGUUUUAAAAUUAGAAAUUCACGAGGGUCAAUUGACCUCCUUGCCAACACACUGGCUCCGUCACUGGCUAUGGAUUUAGAUUUUAUUGCUGUAGAAUUUUAUGGAAAGCCCAAAAAAGUUUUUUGGAUAUUUGGCUCUGCAGAACACUUGUACAACUGUAGGUUAUUUCAAGAGCUGUGGUUUAUAAAAAAAUUAAAGCUUGAUUGCUCUUAAUUUGGUGAUGUAUAAAUAAAUAGGGUUGUGGACAACACCUACAACAACUACCAAUUACCCCUAUUAUAGGAGAUGAUUAGAAGUAGUUGUAGCUUUAUAUUUUUUUUUGUAGAAAUAAAACUGUAGUUUUUUUUGCUGUGGCUGUAAAUAAUUUGAUGUAUGGUUUUAACUAUAGGUUUGAAAAAAUUUAAUGACUUACAUAUAAAUUUUCUAAAGCAAAAAAUAAGUGUUCUAGAUUAAUUGCUUUCCACAGCUAAAAAUAAACAAAAAGGAAAAAAAAAUAUGUAACUUUAAAAUUUUUUUAUAAAGCAUGAUUAGUAAAAAUUUAUACUUUGGAAAUAAUUUGGAUUGUAAAAAGAUCUUAUGUCAUUUCUAAAACACUUGCCAAUCAAUCCCAUAGCGGAGGUAAGAGUUGAGUCAGAUCACAUAUCAUGUAAACCAUUCAUUAGGGUUAGCACAAGUAAAGAUAAUGUUUGUGUGGUUUUAAAGGGGUAACUUGUAUAUUUCACUUUUCAAUUAUUGACACGAUUGUUUGAGUUAUUUGGUAUCUCCACGACUUCUUUGAUGCGUUUAGCUCAUUAGGGAUUCGUACCACUACCGGUGACGUAUAUGCGGGCUAGUGGUUGCAGGUCGAUAUCAUAGUACUUGUACACAGAACAUGAGCUUUUUCAAAAAUCGGUCAGGACUUCAAAAAUACAUUAACAGAAGUUGUAUCAAAUGUAUCAGAACACUAAGACUAAUAAAAGAAGUUCUCAAAAACUGCAAUGUAUAUUUGCAAGGGUGGUAUACAUAUCGGUACAUAUGCACUAAUGCACAUGUAAACUGAUCCAAGUGUGAUACAUAUACUUUCACUACAAGCGUCGUUAUAUAUUUUUUACUCAAUUUUGUAAUGGUUAUUAUGUCAUUAUAUCAACACACAUGUUCAACAUUCGAGGAAAACUAAUCCUUUUAUGUUUUCUCUUUUUAAUUUGAAUAAGUUUUUUCUUCUUUUUUUUUUUUUUUCCUUUACAGUUUCGAUAAAAUUUGUCGAAGCAGCUGUCAUAAUGGUAGUGUAAAAUUUCUCCAUGUACAAUUAUGUACUUAUCCAUAUUUGACAUUGCGUAUAGUACAUUUUCUUAUUUUUAGGUAUGUUCGAAAUUUUGACAAAGGCAUGGCAAAGUUCAAAUUUGAAAGUCUUUUCAAAAAUUAUUGUUAAUCAAAGUUUUAAGAAUAGAUAAAGAAAAAUAAUUGGAGUUUCGGUUUCCACUAUCUUUAAACCGGUCCCGUUUGGACCCAUUGGUUUUGCUCUAAUUAACCCGCAAAAAGAUUAUUUAGACCAAACCUUAUCGGUGUGAUCAAUUAAAAUCAAAAGAUAUUUAACAUUUUAUCAAAAAAAAAACUAAAAUCAAAAGACUGAGCGUAAUCAAACUUUUAUUAGAUUGAUCCGAACUCCCAAAUACACUAAUAAGCUCAACACCACAAAAUCGUUUACGCGAUUAGAAAGUUGUCCAAAUCACAGUGGUCGAAAAUAUGAUUUCUAACUUGGCCAGCUAUUCACAUGACAUGGCAUUCAGAUGGCAAUACAAGCAUCGCUGGAAAAAAUUGCGAAUAAAAAUAGGUAAGCAAGAUUGUGAAGAAAGAAGAAAGAAAAUGAGAUGAAAAAAGAAACGUACGAAAACUCUAUUAGUUUCAUAAGUGAAAACUCUAUUAGUUUCAGAAUUUAAUUUAUUUUAAAAUUUAAUACUAGCUAAAUAAUUAAUACACUUGGAUUAUAUUAUUAGAUGAUAAUAUCUAAACAUAUCUUGAAAAUGGUUAUUACAAUAGUCAGUUCCAAUAUGAUUGGGUUCGAAUUUCUACGUAAAGGUUUAAAAAUGGUUCCUAAUCCUAGGUAAAGAAAUUUAAGCUUUUAGAUUAGCUGAAUGUCGGAGUUUUGAGAACUUGAAAUGCCGAAGAUAACCUUUUCAUAUUAGAAAGAAAUCUAUAACUUCAAAAUACAAUUGCACCGUUUAUAUAUACUAACUCAAUUAUUCACCCCACUAGUCAUCGCCGGCACGUAAUUGCCAUGGGUCUUGUGAUAUUGACAACAUAGAAAGCUUGAAACUGAAUUAAGACAUUGGUUUGAGUAAUAUUUCUCUAUAAAUGUGACAUGUUACAAACUAAACAAACCAUACGCUAUAAUCCUACACUAGUAGAGAAACAAA
Messenger RNA from Brassica rapa (field mustard), 5864 nucleotides. RefSeq names its product glycosyltransferase family 92 protein At1g27200. NCBI's taxonomy places the organism in Eukaryota, Viridiplantae, Streptophyta, Magnoliopsida, Brassicales, Brassicaceae. Gene Ontology annotation, cellular component: cytoplasm. Gene Ontology annotation, molecular function: glycosyltransferase activity. The record is from RefSeq and is a predicted model, not a curated record.